CUUCGCCAAAGAGAUAACGAAUGACAGUAAUCAGGUUGAUGCCAAGACUGAAACUUGGGCCACGAAUUGACGCAGUAUCUCUUAUUAUUUUUUUUUAUGUCAGUAAUGUUAUGUACAUUGUAAUAGUCUUCUGCAGAAUCAGGCGGCGCAGUGACCGUUUUGUGGAAAAGACUUGCGUGUUUCUUACAAUUGUCAUGAACCAUUGAUGCAUGCUCCUUCUCUUCCUCUUCCUCUCUCAUUCAUAUUCUGUCAUUCAUAUUCUAAUAUUUGAUAAUUAAUCAGGAAUUACUUUCAUCAAGAACUCAAUGUCAAAUCUACAACAGCCGCCUCCAGAGGCAGCAACAGCCUCAAAUAGCCCAACCAACGUUCUCGACUGUGACUCAGUCUUGACACUGCUUCAGACGAUACUUCCCAAGUCUAGCACGGCCAGUGAGACUAACACUGAAGCAUCAUCAACAGCGUCUGAGCCCCAGAAUGUCCCUAUUACCAUUCUCAGUAGCCCUUACGAGGGCCUCGCAGCACUUUCUCACGCAUUAAUGACUGCGGUUGGGUUCAGGCUGGUUGGACUUGGUGAAGACGAUACCCUUGAGCCUAGUCGUAAGAGUAUUGAAGAUCUCUCGAAAGCCAACGAACUACCUGAACGAUGGAACACAUCCAAGGAGAGCUACUCUUUCAGAUACACCCAUUCCAAUUCACAACUCACUUAUCUUAUCAAAUGUAUGCGUUUGGCAGGCAAACUUGUUAUUCAUGGAACUACUAUCGAGACCAAUAAAAUCUGCUCAUUAGAGCUUGAUGUCAAGGACUUUACCUCGCCUUCUUAUUUUCCAUAUACAACUGCCACAGACUUGAGUAGAGAUCCAUUAUGGAAUGCUUUCCUCUCACGUUCCAGGACCAACGACCUUAUAGGACAAUUUAAAAUUAAGAUGAUUCAACAGCUCAUCCCUGGAUUAUCAAAACCUGGUUAUCAGGAGGAACAACCAGCAACCAACACUAACACUAACACCGAUACUAGCACUAGCAGCAGGGGUGACAGUAGCGGUAAUAGUAGCAGCACACCAACAAGCGGCGGUCCUGCUGGAUAUGGGCCUGGUAUUUAUCGAGAUGAUCCAUCUACAUUCCCAGGAAUCGGCGGGGGUGUUCCUUUGCCAGGACGACCAGGCUUUGUGCCACGACCACCCAUAUUCGGAGACCCUUUUUCGGCGGAAGACCCAGACUCCAUGGGCUUUGGGGGGGGCCUUGGUGGCUUUGGAGGAGGUCGGCAUAAUCCUUUUGAGAUAGGAAGAAGCGAUUUAGAUCCUUUUGCGGGACGCCAUGGUGGAGGAGGGUUUGGAGGUGGCGGUAUGGUUGUGGGACCUAACCAUCCCAUGUUCGGAAGACCAGCCCCAGGUCCUAGCAGCGGGAGUGGAAUCUAUGGCGGACCUCAACCAUUGCCGCGCGGAUCUGUCCCGCCAGGAGCCAGGUUCGAUCCUAUUGGACCAUUCGGUCCUGGGGGCGGAAUAGGUGGUCCGCCUGGCGCUGGAACUGCCCAUCGAGGGCCAGGGUUUGGAAGAGGCCGUGGUGCUGGACCUGGAUCUAGUUUCCUUGGAGAGCCAGACAACGAUGAUGCUCCUCCACCAGGAUACAUGGACAUGUACAUGUAAAUAUUGUCAAAUAAAGAAGCAUCGCUCUAUAUAGUAGUAGUAUGCUCUAUAUGUUUCUAUCCCAAUGCUUUUGAGCGUCUUUUUAGUCAACCGUCUCACGAUCCUCUUGGAAAGCAUCCACCUAUCAAUUG
Messenger RNA from Lobosporangium transversale, 1771 nucleotides. Its product is annotated as PI31 proteasome regulator N-terminal-domain-containing protein. NCBI's taxonomy places the organism in Eukaryota, Fungi, Mortierellomycota, Mortierellomycetes, Mortierellales, Mortierellaceae. Gene Ontology annotation, molecular function: proteasome binding; endopeptidase inhibitor activity. The record is from RefSeq and is a predicted model, not a curated record. The coding region runs from base 306 to 1640 and encodes 444 amino acids. Gene Ontology annotation, biological process: proteasome-mediated ubiquitin-dependent protein catabolic process. The transcript is spliced from 4 exons.